AUGACCGCAAGACUCAGAAAACUAGAAGAGCAUCUCACCAUGGCUAGCGAAGCUGAUAUCCAUCUUUACACCACCGGGACACCCAAUGGUAUCAAGGUGUCCAUCCUCCUUGAGGAGCUUGGCCUGUCGUACAAGACGACCGCCAUUGAUUUGUCCAAGAACACACAGAAGGAAGAUUGGUUCCUUGAGAUCAACCCGAACGGCAGAAUCCCGGCCAUCACGGACAAGCUCGGCGACAAGACCAUCCGGCUGUUCGAGAGCGGUUCGAUUCUGCUGUACCUCGUCGACAGGUACGACAAGGACCACAAGCUCUCGUACCCUCACGGCACCGAGGAGUAUUAUGAAACCAACAACUGGCUCUUCUUCCAAAAUGCCGGCCUAGGUCCGAUGCAGGGCCAAGCAAAUCACUUCACACGAUAUGCACCCGAGAAGAUUCCGUACGGCAUUUCUCGAUACCAGAACGAGACGCGACGGCUGUACCGCGUCCUAGACACCGAACUCGCCAAGAGCAAGUCCGGGUUCAUUGUUGGUGACCGCUUAACAAUUGCAGACAUCUCCUCAUGGGGAUGGGUUGCUGGGGCCAAAUGGUCCGGUGUGGACAUUGACGAGUUCCCCCAUCUUAAGGCCUGGGUCUACAAACUGCUAGAGCGGCCCGGGUUCGAGAAGGGCCGUCAUGUUCCUACUGAGCAUAAGGCCUUCAAGAUGGCUGAGUUACCCGAGGAGGAGUUGGAGAAGCUGGCAGCUGGGCCAAGAGCCUGGGUGCAGCAAGGCAUGAAGGACGAUGCUAAAAAAUGA
This is a messenger RNA of Diaporthe amygdali, 795 nucleotides long. Its product is annotated as glutathione S-transferase. The record is from RefSeq and is a predicted model, not a curated record. NCBI's taxonomy places the organism in Eukaryota, Fungi, Ascomycota, Sordariomycetes, Diaporthales, Diaporthaceae. The transcript is spliced from 8 exons. The coding region runs from base 1 to 795 and encodes 264 amino acids.